Messenger RNA from Strigops habroptila (Kakapo), 1404 nucleotides. It is a transcript of the gene CRTAM, whose product is annotated as cytotoxic and regulatory T cell molecule. Gene Ontology annotation, molecular function: signaling receptor binding. Gene Ontology annotation, biological process: positive regulation of natural killer cell mediated cytotoxicity directed against tumor cell target; cell recognition; detection of tumor cell. Bases 1 to 1404 code for a protein of 467 amino acids. Gene Ontology annotation, cellular component: plasma membrane. The record is from RefSeq and is a predicted model, not a curated record. The transcript is spliced from 12 exons. NCBI's taxonomy places the organism in Eukaryota, Metazoa, Chordata, Aves, Psittaciformes, Psittacidae.
AUGACUUUCUUCAGGGUGCUGCACAUCACAGCUCUGUUGCUGAUGCAAGGGGAUUUUCCAGGAGCUGGAGGUGAAACCAUAACUCUAAAGGAAGGAGAGGACCUGAAUCUCCGCUGCACCCUCAGCAGUGACGAUGGUUCUGCCCGGCAGUGGUUAAAUCCUCGUGGGUUUGCCAUUUUUCUCAACACCCAGCGGGCUUUAAGAGAUCAGAGGUACAAGCUUAUCCAUUAUUCAAAGGAUGAAUUAUCCAUUCAACUGUCUAAUGUAACAGUGCACGAUGAAGGUGUAUAUAAAUGCUUCUACUAUGGCAUCCCCUUCAAAAGUAAGAACAAGACUGUUAAGGUAUUAGCUGCUCCUUCUAAUCCAGUACUGGAAGUAUCCAGACACACAGAAAGAAGUAUUACACUGUCUUGCUAUACCCAAGGAUGUAAACCACAGGCCCGGAUUACCUGGCUGUUGGGCAACGGGAUAGAGCUCCCUGGUGACACUAAGCACAAGUUAGAAGCUGAUGGGAAGAAAUGGACCACAACCAGCGCGCUGACAGUCAUCGCCUAUGGACCCAAUUCAACAGCCAGCUGCAUUGUUCGCCACCAAGCACUAGGAAAAGGGAAGCUGAUGGCAUCUUUCCAGUUUGAUGACCUUGUAAGGACAGUGGCAAAAACAACUCUGGCACCAUCUACACUAGAGGUGGAUACACGUGUCUCUGAAAACGAGCAAACUACAGUGACCGCAGCAGUGUCAGAUCUGAACAGCAGCACAGCCUCUGCUCCAACCUACCUACUUGUGUCUUCUGAUAUUUGUCUUGUGUUUGGGGAAGUUCCUUUAGGAUCCAAACAACCAACGCUACUUCCUUCUGCAGUACCAGAGGAUCCACUAGUUCUCAGCUCAGCACCAACACCAACUCAGCAAACCCUCCAACCAGAUGUCACAUCUACUUUGACUGAAAUAGCAUUCAGUGGCAACGUCACAGAAGAGGAAGUUUCCAGGACAGAAGCCCCUCUACCAAGUGGAAAUGUAACUGUGAUUUCCAUCAUGACCUUUGACAAAGAUGUGAAACCUGAAGGCAUAGGAAAGAAAGAGAAAAAUCUCUUGCUGCCCAUCUUGGUGGCUGCUCUGAUUUUCGUGCUGCUCAUCAUUGUCCUGCUUUUUAUGAAGAAGCUGAAGAAAGCUCAUGGAGCGUGGAAGAGAGAAAAUGAUGUUUCAGACCAGACUCUGGAGAGUUAUAAAUCCAAAUCUAAUGAAGACAGUCCAGGCCAUGAGAAGAAUGGACACGGUGUCAAUCAGAAGUCCAACAUGCAAUAUGUAACAGAAGGAUAUGUGAAAACAGUGCAGAAGAAUCCCAGAGACACAACCGUUGCAAUAAAUAAGAAACAGUUUGGAUGUGGAAAAGAAACAGAUGUAUAG